AUGUUGUACAAGAUCCAUCGCCCAAACCCCAUUUUCACCCGCACAGAACCAGAGGAGUACACGCGAACUUGCAACUCAGCAAAACAGCACCACCAGCCAAAAGAAGAAAAAGAAAAAAAACGGCUGCAUGUAUUGAGCUACAUUCAAGCAGACAAUGAUAUAAUUAUAGCCAAGUGGCUGAAUGGCUCUUCUGCUUGCGUACAUGCAUACAUGGAAGGGUGCAACAGAUAUUUUUUCUGGUCAGGCCAUUUAGCUCAGGGUCCCCAGUCCCUUAUUCCAACUCUAGUGUUACACCCACCAUACUCGGAGACCUAA
Molecule: messenger RNA, 315 nt
Organism: Phycomyces blakesleeanus NRRL 1555(-)
Lineage: Eukaryota; Fungi; Mucoromycota; Mucoromycetes; Mucorales; Phycomycetaceae
Exons: 3
Coding region: 1-315 (104 amino acids)
Source: RefSeq, a predicted model, not a curated record